This is a messenger RNA of Blastomyces dermatitidis ER-3, 546 nucleotides long. RefSeq lists its product as uncharacterized. The transcript is spliced from 3 exons. The coding region runs from base 1 to 546 and encodes 181 amino acids. The record is from RefSeq and is a predicted model, not a curated record. NCBI's taxonomy places the organism in Eukaryota, Fungi, Ascomycota, Eurotiomycetes, Onygenales, Ajellomycetaceae.
AUGGCACGGAUUAGAAUGGACAACUUUGAGGUGAAAGAACUCACGGAAGUCGUCAUGCAAGAUCCCCGCCGCAGGCUCAACAGAGCCAGGCAAGGAAACCCUCCCUCUAGCCAGACAACCAACAAUCAGCCUCAGCAGAAUCAGCAUGAAGAGAUUAGUCGCUUUAGCCCGUACUCGUCGAGCCCAGAUUCUGACAAUCAGUCUGGGCAUAAUCAGCCUCAACUGAUGAGUGCCUUUAGCAUGGACUCCUCGAUCCAGGCAGCAAGCACUACUAAAGACUCUACAUAUGAACAAAGAGUUGAUAACGUUGCUACCACUCACGAUCCUGCUGAAAGCAAUACAACGGGCGAUACUACGGUUCCCGAACACGUCAAAAGGGACAGAGAGCUAACAUUACAAGCCUUGACGGGUAGGGCACUACCUACGGCAGCAUCAGAAAGGACAGGAGAGAAUUUCAGCGCAGGGGUAGCCCAGAAUCCCCAAGCAGCCCAAAUCGUGAGCAAAAGUGGUCAUGACGCUCUUGCACGACGCCAUAGGGGAAAUUAG